Molecule: messenger RNA, 1521 nt
Organism: Coccomyxa subellipsoidea C-169
Lineage: Eukaryota; Viridiplantae; Chlorophyta; Trebouxiophyceae; Coccomyxaceae
Product: glutathione synthetase ATP-binding domain-like protein
Exons: 10
Coding region: 1-1521 (506 amino acids)
Molecular function (GO): metal ion binding; ATP binding
Source: RefSeq, a predicted model, not a curated record
AUGGGCCGUCCAAACAUUGCUGCCAACUUCAUGUCCCCCACAAUGUAUGGAUCCCUGCCCAAGGCCCUCAGCAGUGAGGAGCGGCUGUCCAUCUCGCGCAACACCCCAAUGUCAGCGUCACUGAGGGAAGUUCAAAAUCGGACCCCGGCAAAGGUGUCGGCACCAACAAGGGCCGGCAGAGCUUUGAGGAGAUCCCUGCUGAAGGGCUGCGUGAUUGUGAUUGUGGUGGCGGGAUACUCAGGCAAGCGGUUCAUUUAUGAGCGAGCCCAUGAGCUUGGCGUCAGGGUGGUCAUCAUUGAUGGGCCAGACAGCUGGGCAAAGACUCUGGUGGGGGAGAAGGUGAUCGAGAAGUUCUAUCCUGUAGACUUCACAGAUGAGGCAGCCAUUUUCGACAAGUGCCUGGUCAGGAUCAAGCAGGCAGAGGCGGAGCUUGGACAGGUGGAUGGGAUCUGCAGCUUCUGGGAAGCUGCGCAGGCGCUGGUGGCAUCUCUGGCAGAGCGCCAGGGCCUCCUCGCGCACCCACCUGCUGCUGUGGAGAAUGCCAGGGAGAAGCAGAACACGAGGUCUUGCAUGAAGGCCGCCGGGCUGCCGACGCCUGCGAAUCACCUGAUCAAGAGUGGCGCUGAUGUCAAGAGGGCGGCUGAAGUUGUGGGCUUCCCAGCCGUCAUCAAACCCAUCUCUGGCGCUGCCUCUGAGGGUGUCGUGCGCGUUGACUCCCUGGAGCAGCUUGUAAAGGUGUAUGAGAGGGAGAGCAAGAAGAUCAAGGCCAAGGCCAUCGACUCCAACACCACCACCCUGGACGACAAGACUGCCGAGCAGGAGAGGGCGCGCGGCCGCGCAGAGCUGACAUUCAUGAUGGAGCAGUACCUAGACGGGCCAGAGGUGGAUGUGGAUGUGCUGCUGAACUCAGACGGGGACGUUGUCUACGGUAAUGUGACCGACAACUGGCCCACGAUCGAGCCCUACUUCAACGAGACUGGCUCCAACUGCCCCUCCAUCCUCAGCCUGCAGCAGCAGCGCGAGCUGUGCCAGCUGUCCGUCGCCGCCGUCAAGUGCAUGGGCUUUGUCGUCGGCAACUUCCACGUCGAGUGCAAGUACACUUCCAGUAACGGGCCCCAGCUCAUCGAGGUGAACGCUCGCAUGGGUGGUGGGCCGGUGUACGCGAUGAACCAGUUUGUGUGGGGAGUUGACCUGGUGGAGGAGCAGUUUCUGGGCUGCUGCGGCAUCCCCUCGCGCCCCUACCUGUCCAAGACCCCCCAGAAGUGCAUCGCCGAGUUCUCCAUCAACGCCCAGAAGACCGGAACGCUGCAGAAUGUGGACUGGGUCGAUAAGUUCCAGGACGACCUGCAUGUGGUCUACGCGCGGUCAAUUGUGGAGGAAGGCGCCAAGGUUGUCUGCGUCGAAGAUGGCCUGCCAACAUGGGUCGCCGAGCUCAUGGUCUGGGAUGCGGAUGUGAACAAGGCCAUUGCGCAUGUGCUGGACAUUGAGAAGGACAUCCAGGAGAACAUUGUCAUCACUUGA